AUGACUGUAUCAUAUCGCACCGCCAUCACCAUAGUUCAAUUCAUCUUUUUUGUGCCCUCCGCCGUCUACGCCAUUUGGCUUUGUUUCCACCAUGGCCUAAAAGCUGCAGGCACAUGGCGCUUUAUUGCAACGCUUUCUUUGCUGCGUGUAGCUGGUAGCAUUUCCUACUUUGUGUCGUUAAGCAAUCCUGGUCUUCAUGUCAUGAUGUCCGUCGUCGUCUGUGAGCUUUCCGGAUUGGCCCCCCUCAUGCUCGUCUGCGUUGCCCUUGUCGGUCGUGUGAACAAAACUGCAAACGUAUUCCCUGAAAAGGCUGCGAUUUGCAUCUCACUUCUCUCCCUGGUGGGCCUGAUUCUAGGUAUCGUCGGUACCGAUAGGGCUCUCCAUAAAGCUGCAACCACAGACGACAUCCACCUCAACAGUCUCAUCAGGGCCGCAUUGGCCCUCUUCCUUGCCGGUUUCACUCUGAUGCUCGUCGGUUACUUUGCUUUGGUGCAAGACGUACUACGCCAUCCUGCCAAGCGUGCUAUUCUUGGAAGUGAGGUGCGCAUCCUAGCCAUCGUGGGGCUCGCUGCGCCCUUUGUCUUCGUCCGUCUGCUUUACAGCGCCCUUGGCGACUUAACCGGGGCUGAACUGUGGAGCUCCAUUAAUGGCAAUAACACCGUCUAUCUUGUCAUGGAUGUCCUCAUGGAGAUUAUUGCCAUCACCAUUAUGUAUACGACCGUGCGUUUCGCGCCGCUGCCGAACGAUCCAUCCGCGGAGCGCAUUGCGGACGCCGAGGGGGGGUGA
Messenger RNA from Penicillium digitatum Pd1, 786 nucleotides. Its product is annotated as inhibitor of apoptosis-promoting bax1 domain-containing protein. NCBI's taxonomy places the organism in Eukaryota, Fungi, Ascomycota, Eurotiomycetes, Eurotiales, Aspergillaceae. The record is from RefSeq and is a predicted model, not a curated record.